Messenger RNA from Diplodia corticola, 2886 nucleotides. Its product is annotated as exo-beta-protein. The coding region runs from base 1 to 2886 and encodes 961 amino acids. The record is from RefSeq and is a predicted model, not a curated record. The transcript has 6 exons. Lineage: Eukaryota; Fungi; Ascomycota; Dothideomycetes; Botryosphaeriales; Botryosphaeriaceae. Gene Ontology annotation, molecular function: polygalacturonase activity.
AUGAGGGGACUUGUUGCAGCGCUGUUGGCUUCCGUGACGCCGGCCGUUGCCGCCGCCGUCGUUCCAGCUGGGAACCUGAUCCGUCGACAGUGGGAGAGCGAUGCUACUGUUGCUUUGCCUGCCUCUUCUUCAGUACUUGAUACGUUGUCCACCUCUUCUUCCUACGCCGAAGAUCCGCCCUCUUCUUCCUACACCGAUGAACCGCCCUCUUACUCCUACACCGAAGAGCCGUCUUCAUCCUCCACCGACGAAAUAUCCUCCCCCUACACCGACGAACUUAUCUCUUCCACCUCCACCGAAGAACUACCCUCUUCUUCCUACACCGAAGAACCGCUCUCUUCCACUUCCACCGAAGAACUUCCCUCUUCCACCUCCACCUCAGAACCAUCGUCCCCACCCUCUUCCGCCGCCGCCGCCGACGACCUCUGGCCGCCCUCCCCAUCCACCUCGACAACCUCCUCAUCAGCCCCCCCGGACACCCCCAACGACGCCCCCACCUGCUCCCCACUCACCCCGACCUACCCCUCCACCUGGUGGUACGCCGACCACCUCUCCACCCCCCCGGACAGCAGCAGCGGCGGCACAUCCCCCUUCCUCUCCACCCCCCUCAACGCCAGCUACCCCAUCCACCGCAACGUCGUCCUCAGCUACGGCGCCGACCCCACCGGCACCCGCCCUUCCUCGUCCGCCAUCCAAGCCGCCCUCGACGACGGGGGCACCAUCCACUUCGACGGUAGCGGUAGUAGCAGCUACUCGUUCCCCUACCCCAACCUGCGCAACACGACCGGCCGCGGCCCGUCCUUCGGCAGCACCCUCACGCCGGCCGUCGUGUACGUCCCGCCCGGGCGCUACCUGCUCGACGCGCCGCUGCAGCUGUGGGUCGGGACGGUGCUGGUGGGCGAUGCGGUGGAGCCGCCGGUGCUGGUCGUGGCGGCGGAUUUCGGUGCUGCGGCGGAGGCGGCGGGGAUGACCACCACCGAGGACGUGAAGGAUAGGGAUGAGGACGGCGGGGAUGAGGAAGAGAUUGGAGAGGGAGGACCGCUGUACGUGAUUCGCGGCAAGGAACCGGGAUUGCCGGCGACGGAUGGGUUUUUCGUGGGGUUAAGGGACGUGGUUGUGGAUUCGAGGGGGUAUGCGGGAGAGGUGGAGGAGUUGGUGUUGGUGGAGUGGACGGUGAGUCAGGGGACGCAGUUGGCUGGGGUGAGGUUUGAGAUGCCCAAGGGGGGAAGGCAUGUUGGGAUGAGUACGAAGCUUGACUACAACAGCAACAUCAUCUUGAACGAUCUUUCGUUCAAUGGUGGUGCCGUAGGGAUGGACUUGAGCGGACAGCAGUGGCUGGUCAAGUCGGUGACUUUCAAUGGGUGUGGGAUUGGAGCCAUCGUGGAUUGUUAUGACUGUGUUUUCCUUGAUAUCAACUGCAUCGGAGUCGGCAUUUGCCUCGAUGGAAGCCAGACGUCAGGGAGCCUCACGGUUAUCGACAGCUAUACUGCCAACUCAGGCACGUUUGUGUCCAGCUACGCGUCGGUAGAUGGCAAUAACCAGCUCGUCCUCGAGAACAUCCAAAGCGACGGCGACACUGUCACCUUAAGCGGCGACGUUGCCGUAAGGGGAAAUGUGCCAUUUACCUGGAUUCGCGGUCAAGUUUACACGCAGGGCAACCCUUAUCCCUCACACCAGCAAGGUGCCUUGGUCUAUACGCCUCGCUCCUCCACCCUGACCAGCAGUCGCAACUACUUUGUGAUGAGGCCACCGACAUACCGCGAGUACGAUAGCUCGCAGGUCCUCAAUAUCAAGACUGUCCCGGAAUACCUCGUGUACGGCGACGGCUAUACCGACGACACGGACUCCAUCAAUGCAAUCCUGACGCAGUAUGCCGGAUGUAAGGUCAUAUACAUUCCCGCAGGCACUUACGUCGUCAGCAACACGAUCUUUGUGCCGGGCGGGACUCGCAUCUACGGCGACGCCUACGCCUCCGUCAUCAGCGCCAAGGGCGCCACCUUCUCCAACCCCAACAUCCCCAUACCGAUGGUCCAGGUCGGGGCACCGGGCGAAGUCGGCGUGGCGCAGAUUGUCGACAUGAUGUUCUCCGUCGCCGAGGUGCUGCCAGGCUGCAAGCUCGUCGAGGUGAACAUGGCGGGCGAUCAGUUCGGUGAUGUCGCACUGAUCAACUCGCACAUGCGCGUCGGCGGCGCCGCCGGGUCGGCCGUUGAAUACGACUGCGAAGACGAUUCGCCGUGCCGGGCCGCAUGGGGCUUAGUCCACCUAACGGCGUGGUCGAGCGCGUACGUCGAGAACAUGUGGGGCUGGACGGCGGACCACGACUUGGACAGAGUAUACACCCAGAACGUUGCUACGGGCAGGGGGUUGUUGGUCGAGGCAACCAAAGGUACGUGGCUUGUCGGCACGUCGAUGGAGCACAACACGCUCUACCAGUACAACUUCAACGGCGCCGAGAACGUCUUCGCUGCGAUGCAACAGUCGGAGACGCCGUAUUGGCAGGGGGUGGAUUCCGGGACCGUCGCACCUUAUCCGUGGACGGAUGCAUUGCAGGCCAGCGAUCCGGACUUUUCGCACUGCGAUGCCUCCAGUGGAGGGUAUUGUGGAGCGGCCUUGUUCGAGAGGAUCGCGCAGAGCAAGAGCCUUUUCUUGUAUGGCGGCUGCCUUUGGACUUUUUUCACUGGUGGAAACGAAAGCGAGAAAUGCGACUACGAUUGCCAGCAGGAGGCGAUUGACAUAGAUAACGCUUCGAGCGGUAUCUAUCUAUACGGCACAAACGUGCAUAAAGUGACGAAUAUGGUUAGGAGCGGGGGAUGGAGCAUUGCGGGUCAGAGCAUGAACAAAGGCGGCUGGGGUGGCGUGGUUGCGGCUUACCUGUACAACUCUUGA